AUGACGAAUGUGGAGCUUAUGCACGACAUUCGUGUACUAGUGCGGAUCAACUGUUUUACGAAGCGGGCGUCUUGGAACAAUUUGCCUGAGGACUUGAAGAAGUCUAUGUUGGAUGAAUUAUCAGCAAAGCCGGAUGCGGUGGAAAGGGUGUCUAAGAUAGUAAAGAAGCAACUUGCAUUGCCAGACGACUCUGCAGUUACCGGCGAGUCAAAGUUUUCCGAACUUGGAGCGGAUUCUCUAGAUACGGUUGAGAUUGUGAUGGGACUUGAGGAGGAAUUCGGCAUCAGUGUGGAAGAGGAAAGCGCUCAGACCAUUGCAACUGUGCAGGAUGCCGCAGAUGUUAUUAAGAAGCUCAUUGAGAAAAAUAAGGCGUAGAAGCGAUGGAAACGAGUCGAGAAGCAUUUUCAUUUCCUAGCCUGCUUUAGAGAUAAGUACUUGGUAGACUGGUUAUGUACUCGGUUGUUUUGUGUUAAAUCCGAACCUCGUAGUUGCGUGGUUUUACUAUAAA
This is a messenger RNA of Pyrus x bretschneideri (Chinese white pear), 508 nucleotides long. Its product is annotated as acyl carrier protein 1, chloroplastic-like. The transcript has 3 exons. Bases 1 to 375 code for a protein of 124 amino acids. Gene Ontology annotation, molecular function: phosphopantetheine binding; acyl carrier activity. The record is from RefSeq and is a predicted model, not a curated record. Gene Ontology annotation, biological process: fatty acid biosynthetic process. Lineage: Eukaryota; Viridiplantae; Streptophyta; Magnoliopsida; Rosales; Rosaceae.